GUCCAUGGGCACGUCUGUCGCAGGGCUAUUGAGUAACUUCAGAACGCCGAUUUUUGGUUUCGUUGAUGGACUAGCUAGCAUGAGCUGCUGGGCUAGCCAGCUGCUUAGCAUAGUGUAUUGUGUCAUUGAUUUAGCUAUAGUCAAUGAAAUUAAAGCUUGCUAGAUCACAACGUAAGGUGUAUUGUAGCUAAAUGACACCACGUAGACAUCGAUAGCAUGCAACAAAAGCCUUAAAACGGUGCCAGGACUCUGAAAUCUGAUGGUCCAAAAUGCCUCAAAAACUUAAGUUACACAAGAGUAGUCACUACAUUGAGCUGGGGAGUUACCAGUACUGGCCAGUUCUGGUGCCUCGGGGAAUCCGCUUGUACACAUUUGAACAGAUCCCGUUAUUCUUGAAAGAAAACCCAUACAUUACAGAUGGAUACAGAGCACACUUGACAUCAAAACUAUGUUUAAAAAGCAUCUUUGUGCUGUCCAAUGAAACAGUCAACAUAUGGACUCAUCUGUUGGGCUUCCUCCUGUUCUUCCUACUGGGGGUGAAUGACAUGUCUACAGUCCUGCCGGCUUCAGGUGCCAACAGAGAAGACUAUGUCAUCUACUGCAUAGGACUUUUCUGCUUUCAGGUGUGUAUGCUGUGUUCAGUGGGGUAUCACCUCUUUUCCUGCCACCGCUCAGAGAAGACGUGUCAUCGCUGGUUGGCGCUGGACUAUGCAGGAAUCUCUGUGGGAAUCCUGGGCUGUUACAUUCCAGGGGUCUUCUAUGCCUUCUACUGCAACAUUUUCUGGAGACAGGUGUACUUGGUGAUUGUUCUAGCAUUGAUAUUGGCCAUAUUCUCGGCUCAGAUCCACCCUCACUACCUCUCUAAGGAGUGGCAACACCUGCGGACCGUCAUCUUCUGCUCUGUGGCUGGCUACGGGGUCAUCCCAGCUGUCCACUGGGUCUGGCUCAAUGGAGGCUUCAGCUCCGUUGUCGUCCAGUUGUUCCUCCCUCGUGUGAUUGUGAUGUAUUUGAUAGCUGGAGCUGCGUUCCUCUUUUACAUCUCUAAAAUCCCAGAACGCUGCUUCCCAGGUCAGCUGAACUAUCUGGGUGCCAGCCACCAGGUGUGGCAUGUCCUGGUAGUGUUUAUGUUCUACUGGUGGCACCAGACUGCUGUGUAUAUAAUGAACUUCAGACACAACCAGCCAUGCCCUCCUCUCUACACCAAUAGUGGCUAGCUGGAGCCACACAGGCUAGCAUCCAGCCACCAAGCAACCACAGCCUGUACUGUAGCCACUCAAUGCAAUCAAACCAGACUACAGACCUCCUAUAUAAGCUUAUUCUACAGAUGCCCAGUCAAGACCCAUAUCCAAGAAUACCCAUGACAGUACUGUUAAACCUUGUAGAAAGCUUGAAACCAUCUCUGGUUUUAAGGUUUGCUAUUGGUGGUAUGCAAUCAUAUCUGCUUUCUGCUGAGACUUCUGUAAGGCCAGGUUAUAAGAGAUGGAAAGACAUGUCAAUCAUAGCCUGGUCGCAGGUCUGGGAAGCAAGAUGGCACAAACAGAUCUGGGACCAGGCAGGGUAAGUCACUAGACACACUGUACACAAUACAUAUACCACUACAGCUGAACAUUUUCUGUGAUUCUCCAAUUAUCUUAUCAUAUUCAAGAUUUUUUUUACCUGAUUUGUAUCUAUUAAUUUGCAUGUAAGCUACUGUUUGAAUGUUACAUGCUGUGAAAUACUUCUCUGCUGCCUUGAGCAAAUGGGACCUUCCAAAGGGUUAUGUGCAAUCUACCUACCUACUAUCCUAUGGAAAUAGAACAACAACAAAAAAGUUAUUUUUGCUUGAGUAGUUUUAUCUGUAUUCAUCAAUACUUGAAUUGUUUGUGUGUUGCAUUAUUGCCUCUGGCACAAACUUCAUUGGGUUCUAUGUUGGGGUUGAGUAGUUAUCUUACUAUAUUUCAUUAAUGGUGGGGUUGAGUAGUUAUCUUACUGUAUUUCAUUAAUGGUGGGGCUGAGUAGUUAUCUUACUGUAUUUCAUUAAUGGUGGGGUUGAGUAGUUAUCUUACUGUAUUUCAUUAAUGGUGGGAUUGAGUAGUUAUCUUACUGUAUUUCAUUAACGGUGGGGUUGAGUAGUUAUCUUACUGUAUUUCAUUAAUGGUGGGGUUGAGUAGUUAUCUUACUGUAUUUCAUUAACGGUGGGGUUGAGUAGUUAUCUUACUGUAUUUCAUUAAUGCUGGGGCUGAGUAGUUAUCUUACUGUAUUUCAUUAACGGUGGGGUUGAGUAGUUAUCUUACUGUAUUUCAUUAAUGGUGGGGUUGAGUUGUUAUCUUACUGUAUUUCAUUAAUGGUGGGAUUGAGUAGUUAUCUUACUGUAUUUCAUUAAUGGUGGGGUUGAGUAGUUAUCUUACUGUAUUUCAUUAAUGGUGGGAUUGAGUAGUUAUCUUACUGUAUUUCAUUAAUGGUGGGGUUACUUUUAGUAUUAGUGGUCAACUGACCUCCUUCCUCUCACAAUCCACUUGAAUCUAAGGGCUGAUUCAAGAACUGUUUCGAGAAAUGUAACCAACUAAACAUAAACCCAAUAAAAUAGAUUGGGAUUAAAUUCCCCUCGCCUUAAUUUGUUAGUGUCCCUGUGUCACUCACAGGUGUGAACAACUGCAUAAGAACAAAAGUCCUAAUGGCCAGUAUUAUCGAUUGUAUGUUAUACACCACAAUGGUGUAGUACACUUGAAUUCAGGUUAGGUCAAAUUACUACCCAGUCUCUCUAUGCAACAAUAUACUGUACAUCUCCUGCCAUUUUAAACCAGUUCCCAGUCAUGUAUCCAGCAAUGCAAUGACAUUUUGGUCAUACGUUUUUAGAUUGUCUCCAGCUGACAUACUUAGCCUCUAGUCAGAUAAGGAUGCUCUGUCAGAGUCAUGUGUAUAGGUGGCAGGGAAGUCGUGACAUGCUCAGAACAUAUCACAGCCUGUAAUGACUGGAAAUGUAGCAGACUGUUUGUUUGCCUUGUAAAUUCACUUUUGUUUUUAAGUAUGACUUUCAUUAUUUACUGUGUAAUUACUGUAUUAUUUUACCGGUCUGUCUUGUUUGUUACAUUGUUCAACAUUUGUUUUUAAUUUAUUUUGGCAUGGUUGAUGGACCUUUACUUUUGAAUACUGGCAAUGACUAAAGGGGCACAUUAUUUUAAUCUAUCUGUUACAUGACAUGUUUCUCUUUGAUUACUAUCAAUAAAUAAAGACUGCCUCAAUAAAUAUCAUUGUUGAAGUUAUGUAAUGAGAAUAUUAAAUUCAUUUGCAAUGA
Molecule: messenger RNA, 3274 nt
Organism: Oncorhynchus masou masou (cherry salmon)
Lineage: Eukaryota; Metazoa; Chordata; Actinopteri; Salmoniformes; Salmonidae
Gene: paqr3b
Product: progestin and adipoQ receptor family member IIIb
Exons: 7
Coding region: 270-1214 (314 amino acids)
Cellular component (GO): membrane
Molecular function (GO): signaling receptor activity
Source: RefSeq, a predicted model, not a curated record